AUGUCUACUGAUGAGGCAAAUUCCUGGUGCCGCGCUAUGCUUUUGGCCCUAGUGCCGCCCCUGCUGCAUGCAAGGAUGGGCAUUACACGCCGAGGCUGGUUCCUUCCAUACAUGUACGGGACCGUGAAAGCCAAAUGCUUUGGAUCUGGCCCUGAUGCGGGUAAACAUGUCUGCAACAAGCCUGGACAUUCAUGCUUGCGCCGCAUCGUCUCAUAUGCUACAUGGAAAGCACGCCGCAGUUGGCGUGCAGCUGGCCGUGCACUGAGUUUUAUUGCCCAGAGCGUCCUUCUGACUGAUGAGGUGCCGUCUUUAAAGCAGGCCAGGCCCUUUAUGGCUGAGGGCCUGGAACGUUUGCAGCCUUGCCGGGAAGUACAUGUCUGUGAUCGCUGCCAUGGCCCAUGCGAAGGAUUGCAAGGCAUCGUGGCUGAUGCUGGCCAGUUCUUCGAAGCCGUGCAAGUCCCUGAUGCUUGUGAGGCGGCUGACCGCGUUCUGAACUUAGCUGAGCUUGAUGGCCACUCCUCAGCCUCCAGAGCAGAUCGGAAAACGGAGGCUAAACAAGCUGAAGAUCGGUUGAUGGCUGAAAUGCAAAAGAUGCGAGCUGAGCUGGCCCGCAAAACUGCAGAGCCGUCCACACCGAAGAGGCGCUCAACACGGCAUCCGGAAGUGCAGUGGACUCCCAAGAUACAUGCCCACUUACAGUCUUUGUGCGCGUUCAUGUGUAAUGGGGAGAAGAUACACCUCGUGGAUGCCUCGAGAGUCCACGGAUGGGAAGAUAUUCAGGAGCAGUUGCAGGCCCACUCUGCACCGACUCUCAAGAAGUACUUGGCUACAAAGGUUCCUGCGUCAGAGGUGCCCCGCACCAAGCCAGCGAUUAUUGCAGCAAUUGUGGCCCUAGUGUCAGAAGCAGUGCGGGUCUGA
Molecule: messenger RNA, 918 nt
Organism: Symbiodinium necroappetens
Lineage: Eukaryota; Dinophyceae; Suessiales; Symbiodiniaceae
Source: the annotation of a GenBank genome assembly